Messenger RNA from Miscanthus lutarioriparius, 477 nucleotides. NCBI's taxonomy places the organism in Eukaryota, Viridiplantae, Streptophyta, Magnoliopsida, Poales, Poaceae. The record is from the annotation of a GenBank genome assembly.
AUGGCCAUGGCCGCCUCCUCCCGGCUGCUGUGGGCGUCCCGCGCCGCCGCCUACCUCAGGAUCUCCACCUUCCCCAGGGCCUUCUCCACCGUGCUGAAGGAUCUGAAGUAUGCUGACACCCAUGAAUGGGUGAAGGUUGAGGGUGAUUCAGCAACCGUGGGGAUUACUGACCAUGCCCAGGAUCAUUUGGGUGAUGUUGUCUAUGUGGAGUUGCCAGAAGUUGGCGUCAGUGUAUCCCAGGGAAAGAACUUUGGUGCCGUUGAGAGUGUGAAGGCAGCCAGUGAUAUCAACUCACCAGUAUCUGGAGAGGUAGUUGAAGUGAAUGAGAAACUAAGCGAGGAACCUGGAUUGGUGAAUGCAAGCCCAUAUGAGAAGGGAUGGAUUAUCAAGGUCAAGCUCAGCGAUUCAGGUGAGCUCAAUUCGCUCAUGGAUGAUGGGAAGUACUCAAAAUUCUGCGAAGAAGAAGACAACCAUUGA